UACAACACUAUAAAAAGAAAGCACACUUGUUAUUGUUUCAGCAUAGAGUUUUGGAUGAAGAAACGAGAGAGCUUUCGGUUCUGUUAGUUAAAGAAGAAUCAGAGUUCACCCACUGAGUUUCUAAAAGGGCAGGAUUCAGAUGGUUCAGUUAAUGACUUCCUUUAGCAGAAAAGCAGCAGUGAAGCUGGAAGCUGAUGAUUCCUUGGAGGAUCAACUCAGUCCACUUCACAAACGUUCAAAACUUGAUCCUUCUUUACAGGUGAUGAACCCAGAUGCAGUACUGUAUAAUCCACUUGAAGAGCCAAGUCCAAUUGGCUUGACACUGAAAAAGAGUCCAUCUUUUUUGGAUUUGAUUCAAAUGAAGUUAUCUCAGCAAAACACUAGUAAUACUAUGUUGUCAAAGAAACCUAGCAGUGCUGCUGCUGAUAAGCUUAAAGCUUCAAACUUUACUGCUUCACUUCUAAAAAUAGGGAGUUGGGAGUGUAAGUCAAGAUACGAAGGGGAUUUGGUGGCAAAGUGUUAUUUUGCUAAGCAUAAACUUGUUUGGGAAGUGCUUGAUGGUGGUCUUAAGAAUAAGAUUGAAAUUCAGUGGUCAGAUAUUGUGGCUAUCAAGGCAAAUUUUCCUGAUGAUGGACCAGAAACCUUGGAUGUAGUGCUGGCUAGACAACCCCUUUUCUUUAGAGAGACAAAUCCACAACCUAGGAAGCAUACUUUGUGGCAGGCAACAUCAGAUUUUACUGGUGGACAAGCUAGCAUACACAGGCGGCAUUUUCUCCAUUGCCAGCAAGGCUUCAUGGGCAAGCAUUAUGAAAAACUUAUUCAAUGUGAUCCUCGUCUCAACUUUCUUAGUCAACAGCUAGAAAUUAUAUUAGAAUCUCCAUAUUUUGCGCAAAGAGUUUCUGCAUUCAGUGACUUGCAUGAAUCUGGCAAAGGGCUUGGUUCAGAAGUUGAGGAUAGAACAGCUGUUUUUGCUCUGCAGGAAGCAGGACCACCAUCUGGAGUUCUUUCAUCUUCCUUGAACAAUGAAUGCCAAGGUUUAACGUGUCAGUCUCCUCCUGAAAAUAUUUCCCAGAAAACUUCUUCAACUACCUUAGUAAUGGAAACCCAUGCAUUUGAAGAAACUAGGAGCAACAGAACAGGAGAACAGAAGUUGCCAAGCAAUUGUGAUCGGAUUAAAGUGCCCGGACUUCAUCCAUCCAUUUCAAUGAGCGACCUUGUGAACCAAAUUGGACAUUGCAUUUCAGAACAGAUGACCUCUGGAAAUUUUAGCCUCUCUGGUGGUGACAUAAAGAGCAGUGACAUUCUAGAUGAAAUUACUCAAUACUUGCUUGGAGACUCUCAAGCUAUGUCAGCCUCGGAUGAGCAAUCCGUCAUGUCAAGCGUCAAUUCUCUUUGCUGCCUACUGCAGAAGGAUCCUGCAACAGCUUGGGACUUGCAGGCAAAGAGUCUCAGCUAUCUUGAUGUGGAUCAUGAUAGGAGAAUAAACGAAACUAAUUCAGCCACUGCAUCGGUGUGUCAAGGCAAAUUUGUCGAAGGUUUUCCCCCACCUGAGGGAGAGGCCAGUAAUGUUUUCAUUUGCAAGCAGGCACCAGCCAUGUCAAGGAAGGACUCGGUUGGAGAGCUACUUCUUAAUCUUCCAAGUAUUGCUUCUCUGCCACAGUUGUUAUUCAAUAGAUAGGAAGAUUGUGAAAAUGAAGCGGUAUAGUGAUAUAAUUUGCCUCUCGGGGAUUCAGAAAUGGAUAUUGAUGAAGAAUCCUCGGAUGUUCAUAUGGGGAUACUGGUGUCCAUAGUGUUUGAACUAGUGUUUCCUUUGUACAACCUUUUGCAAUCUUAACAGUUUAUGUAAAGCUUGGUGUUUGUAGGGGAUCACAACCUUUUGUAGCCCUAAUAGUGCACGUGGAAUGUGGUGUUGGCGGGGUUUUCAACCGUAGAGCACCUUCUAUGCAACCUUGUCCAAGGGGCACAUCAAUCAGGAUAACAAUUUUUUGCUAGGACUUUUGAGAAAACAUCUUUGAUGGCGGCUAUAGUGGCAGCAUGCCAUUUACUGGAAACCAAGAGAUA
Populus euphratica (Euphrates poplar) is the source of this 2061-nucleotide messenger RNA. RefSeq lists its product as uncharacterized. The record is from RefSeq and is a predicted model, not a curated record. Lineage: Eukaryota; Viridiplantae; Streptophyta; Magnoliopsida; Malpighiales; Salicaceae. Bases 140 to 1678 code for a protein of 512 amino acids. The transcript is spliced from 6 exons.